Molecule: messenger RNA, 1455 nt
Organism: Pelmatolapia mariae (spotted tilapia)
Lineage: Eukaryota; Metazoa; Chordata; Actinopteri; Cichliformes; Cichlidae
Gene: snx12
Product: sorting nexin 12
Exons: 5
Coding region: 208-813 (201 amino acids)
Biological process (GO): late endosome to Golgi transport; endocytic recycling
Cellular component (GO): retromer complex; early endosome membrane
Molecular function (GO): phosphatidylinositol-3-phosphate binding
Source: RefSeq, a predicted model, not a curated record
CAUUUUUCUGAUUCAAGAAGGGUAGGGUAGGGCGCAAGGCGGCUGGCCCCCGCAAAGAGAGCUACACAAGUCGGCUACUUCCCCAGCUGAAGCGGUCAGCUAUCGAAAUCAGUUGAUGCCUUCAGAUGACAUUUAAGACUUCACCGUGUAUUUAGUUGGUUUGACGCUAAUUCUCCGUUGGUCGUCUGAAAAUCACAACCCGACAAAAUGUCAGAUCCUGUGGUGGCCGACACUCGCCGGUUGAAUUCCAAGCCCCAGGACCUGACUGAUGCUUACGGUCCCCCCAGCAAUUUCCUGGAGAUAGACGUUUAUGAUCCACAAAUCGUUGGAGUCGGACGGGGCCGUUACACAACUUACGAAGUUCGCAUGAGGACGAACCUUCCCAUUUUCAAAUUAAAGGACUCCUGUGUGAGGAGAAGAUACAGCGACUUUGAGUGGUUAAAGAAUGAGCUGGAAAGAGACAGUAAGAUUGUAGUACCACCUCUGCCGGGCAAGGCCCUGAAGAGACAGUUGCCCUUUCGCAGUGAUGAGGGUCUUUUUGACGAGUCGUUCAUUGAGGAGCGAAGAUCGGGCCUGGAGCAGUUUAUCAACAGAAUUGCAGGUCACCCCUUGGCCCAGAACGAGCGCUGUCUUCACAUGUUUCUUCAAGAGGAAACCAUUGACCGUAACUACAUUCCUGGAAAAACGGUACAGUCUGCUGCACCUGCCCCGUGUACAUUUAUUUCUACAUCACGUCAUAAAGCUGAUGUCAGACCUCAUAAGUGUCAACGAUGUAGAGAAAACACAGCUUUCUGCUCCUGGAAUGAAACUUAAGAGAUCCAAUGUAUAAAUUGUUUGAUGUUGUAUCUUCAUUCAGUCAUUCCACUUACUGUAUGUACACUAUUUUUGAUCUAAUAAUCAGUGAGGAAAACAUGCUCCAUAUAUCUUUUUAGCCAUUUUUUGUUUGUUUUUGUUUACAAUGAUUGUUUUUGGAAUGUCUUCUUUUUUUCAUUCGAUUACUUUAAAAAGAAAGUAAUUUCCUGCUCCUGUUUUCUUUUGCUAGCUGAGAUGUGAUUUUGAUGAUAACCUCCCAAAGUCGAGCAACAUGUAGCAUCAUAAAAAUGAUGGCGACUCCAGUCACUCCAGUCGCUGUUUUCUCCCCUGAGUUUGAUAUUUCUGGACAUGCUCUUACACAGGAUUGUUUCACAAUUACUUGUUGAGUUGGGCAUAUAACCAUGUCUAAGCACUGUGAUAAGAGGUUUGUUAUAUGAACAGACAUUCAUUGUUUAAAGGCAGUAACAGCAUCUGGUUUAUUGAGCUAUAAAACGAGGCUUGAUUUUUAUUUUCUUUCUUUUCUUUUCACCUGUAUUCUUCUUUCUCUCAGCAUUAUCGUGAAGUGUAUUAAUACGUUGCCAUCAUUGCAGGAACUUCAUUGUUAAUUCUGUCCACUAAUUAAAUUUCCUGCUGCCUGCUGUG